AUGUUAUUCAUUUUUGGUUACCCUUUAAAAGUCAUAUCACUAAAGCCUCCACGAUCGACUCAAGAUGUCAUUUGUUUUCUGAACUGUUCUUUCAUAUUACUCCCACCCCCAAAUUGUCUUUCUUUCUUUCUUUCUUUCUUUCUUUCUUUCUUUCUUUCUUUCUUUCUUUCUGUUUUACCUCGUUUCUUUCUUAUUCAUUUUAUUCGUUUCUUUCUUUUUCUUUCUUUCUUUCUUUCUUUCUUUCUUUCUUUCUUUCAUUUAUUCAUUCAUUCAUUCUUUCUUUUCCUUACCGCUUUUUAUUUCUUUCUCUUUUUCCUUCUCUGUCUUUCCCUUUUUCUUCUUCUCUUUCUCUCUUUUUCUUUAGUUCAUUUUCAUUCUCUCUGUCCUUCAUUUUCAUCCCUUCUCCCUCAUUCCUUCUGUCCUUUUCUUUCUCGUUCCUUUUCUUUACAACUUUCCAUUUCUUUUGUUUGUAUUUAUUAUUUACUCUCUUCUUUCAAAGAAAGUAGGAAACGAAGAAAAGAAAACUUUCUUUUUAUUUCGCUUUCAUUCUGUUUUCUUUUUGUUUCGUUCUUUCUUCUUUACAUUUUAUUAUUUUCUACCACUUUCCAUAUCUUUCUAUCUACUUUUCCUCCUCUCUUUUCUUCUUUCUCUCAUCUUUCUACUUCUUUCUUUCUUUCUUUCUUUCUUUCUUUUAGUUUCACUCUUUUCUACCUCGUUCUUUAUCCCCUUGUUUUAUCAGCAUUUUCUUUUACCUUUUUAAUUACAACAAUGUUCCACUUUCUGUUCGAACCUUGUCUUCUAACUCUGCCUUCUCCCCCCUUCUUCUCCCUCCUCCUCCCAUCUUCAUUCAUCCUUCUUUGUAAAACGCACUCCUUAUUCGUAACUCCAAAAUGUCGCACGACUCUAAACACACUCGCGGGAAGAUAUUAUUGUACAAGCAAGUAUAUACACAUUUGUGUGGGGGUGACGACAGCCCCUACCCACACUCUUAGCAAAUUUGAGGAAGGAGCUUUUGUUCGAGUCUUAUUCACGAUUUUUUCUCGCCCUCACCCCCGCACAAAAGGCAACAAGAGUGUGUCACAAUCGGGGACAAGGCAGAGUCCUGAUGACAGGAAAUUGCGACUCUUCGCCAUUUUGUCGUUUCUUCGAACAAUGAGAAUAAAUCAGCCCUACCACAUCUCUUGCCUCUCUCUCUCUCUCUCUCUCUCUUGCUCUUCCCCCUUUCUCUGCCGCACUUCUUCUCUUUCUCGCUUUCCCCUCUCCCUCCAGCUCUCUCUUGCUCUUCCCCCUCUCUCUGCCGCACUUCUUCUCUUUCUCGCUUUCCCCUCUCCCUCCAGCUCUCUCUUGCUCUUCCUCCUCUCUCUGCCGCACUUCUUUUCUCUCUCGGUCUUCCCCCUCUCUCUAUCACGCUUCCCCUAUCUCUCUUCCUCUUCCCCUCUAUCUGCCACUUUCUCUCUCUUCUCUCUCUGCUGCUGCUUCUCUCUCUCGUUCUUCCUCCUCUCUCUCACUCUUUCCCCUCUCGCCAGCUCUCUCUCUCUCUCUUCCCCUCUCUCUCCCGCUCUCCCUAUCGCUCUUCUUCUCUAUCUCUCCCUCUCUCACACUCGUUCUUUUUCUCUCUCUUCCGCUCUUCGCUUCUCUCCCCCUCUUUCGCUCUUCGCCUCUCUCACCUGCUUUCUUCCCUUCUACCUCCUCACACUUCUUCCCUCUCAUCCCCUCUCGCUUUUCUUCUCUCUCUCUCUCGCUAUCUCUUUCUCGCUCUUUCCCCUCUCUUCUGCUUUCUCGCUCUUUCUCUCUCUCCCACUCUCCCUCUCGUUUCCCCUCUCUCAAACUGCCGUUGUCACUUCUUUCGGCUUCAUCAACCCAUUCAUAUCUUCUGGGUCUUUUGUUACAAUUAAAGCACCGACUUUUCAACACUUCCUUCGAUUCAUAACAAGUCUGUUUACAUUGUUUUCGGGGUUCUUUUUACUUUGUCGUCGGGAAUUUUAUAUUAACGAGAUUGCUUUCUUUUCUCGUAAUCUCCAGUAA
Molecule: messenger RNA, 2025 nt
Organism: Acanthosepion pharaonis
Lineage: Eukaryota; Metazoa; Mollusca; Cephalopoda; Sepiida; Sepiidae
Source: the annotation of a GenBank genome assembly